This is a messenger RNA of Micropterus dolomieu (smallmouth bass), 5515 nucleotides long. RefSeq names its product chromobox homolog 6a (gene cbx6a). The coding region runs from base 179 to 1690 and encodes 503 amino acids. The transcript is spliced from 5 exons. Lineage: Eukaryota; Metazoa; Chordata; Actinopteri; Centrarchiformes; Centrarchidae. The record is from RefSeq and is a predicted model, not a curated record.
ACGUGACAUAUAGCAGGCUGGCCGUUGCUGCAGUAGUAGUGGUGUGUGUCUGCAUGUGUGUCUGCUAACGUUACGUUACCUCUCGCACAGUUUGGCUGUGGUCGGCCCGAGCACACAGCGGAGCUUGGCGUCUGGAGAGAGGAAAACAGAGACAGGUAGCUUAGUUCGGGCGUGAAAGAUGGAGCUCUCUGCGGUGGGAGAUCGCGUUUUCGCCGCGGAAGCCAUACUGAAACGCCGCGUUCGUAAGGGACGACUUGAAUACCUGGUAAAAUGGAAAGGAUGGGCAAUGAAGCACAGCACUUGGGAGCCAGAGGAGAAUAUUCUGGAUGACAGACUGAUAAUGGGCUUUGAGCAAAAGGAACGGGAACGGGAAUUGCAUGGGCCGAAGAAACGGGGGCCAAAACCCAAAAACUUUGUCAUGAAGGCUCGUGCUCAGAAAGGAGGGACCAGCAGCCGAGCCUCAAAUGCCCGCCAGACUCCGUCACACUCCUCUACAUCCACUUCCAGCCAAGCAACUCCUUCCUCCUCCGCUUCGCCUCAUCAUUUAGCAUCUUCGUCCUCCUCUUCCUCAACCUUGGCACCCACUCCUAAACUCAAUUCGCUUGCAGCCACCCAUAAGCUGAAGAAAGACAUUCACCGUUGCCACCGGAUGUCCAGGCGCCCUCUUCCCCGUUCAGACCCCAUGGCGGCCGCCUUCUCCAACCCCGGUGGCUUCCCCUCGCGCCCGCAUGUUUCUCCUUUCUCUGAGACUGUCCGCAUCCUCAACCGUAGAGUCAAACCCCGGGAGGUCAAGAGGGGUCGGAUCAUCCUCAACCUGAAGGUCAUUGACAAGCCAGGUAGGGGUGGUGCAGCCGCAGGCAGCAGGAAUAUUACAGCAGGACGCCAAAACAUCCCUUCCCGCAAUCGCAUCAUUGGGAAGAAAGGAGAGGCACCCUAUAGACCUUUCCAGCCCCCUCUGAAGAUGCUGGGCUUCCCGAUGUACGGGAAGCCGUUUGGGCUGCAAUGUGGAGGCCCUUUGCCCUUUCCCUCCCACCCAGGGUCAUGCUCCAGCACAGGGGCCAGAGACACCCACUCCACUUCCUCCCAGUACCAGUCACCUCCUUCUCCUUCCAGCUCCAGCGGCUCUGAAGGAAAAUCUCCUGCCAAUGCUUCAGCUACUCAGUCCCAGCCAACCACCGGAGCUUCAUCUUCCAGCGAGGGUCCCAAGUCCAGUAAACCUCAGACAGAGACCAAGAAGGGUGAGGGCGCCAAGCUGCCUGCUCCUCCCACGUCCUCAGAUGCAGCGUCCGCAUCUCCCUUCCUCCCCUCCUCACCCUGUUCUUCUUUGGAAGAUGAGGAGGAGGAGGACCUCUCGGUCCCCCCAGAGGGAGGUAGGAAAACUCCUCGCCAACGCAGGGCUAAACACCAGCUGCCCGCCGCCCCUUCCUCUGUCACCCCUGGGGACCAGAGCUCUGCCCCCGCCGAACCCCGAAGGGUUCCCGCCGAGGGAGACCCCGACUGGCACCCUGAAAUGGCUCCAAGCUGCAAGGAUGUGGUGGUCACUGACGUCACCACUAACCUCGUCACUGUCACCAUAAAAGAGUUCCCCUCCCCUGCCUCCGGCCCCGCCUCACCCUCCCCUAGCCCUGAAGAGGCCUCCUCUCCUCCCCCGGGCACCACCUCUGAUGACCCCUCUCCACCCAAGCCAUAAGAGAUCAGAUGUUAUGAAGUCGAUUGCCAUUAAUGAUGAAUGAAAAAAAUAUCAUACCAGUGUUGCCACGUCAGCUUCCUCCUACCUUUUCCUUAAAGGUUUGUCCAUAUUUGUGUAACCAUUAAUGAAAUGUAAUGUAUCUUAAUACCGCCCAGCUAUUGAAAAGUAAAAAAAGAGCAUAUUUUUUUUAAAAGAAGAGUAUACAUUCGAAAAGGGGCAGCUAAUAUGCCCUUCUUGUCACUUAAAUCGCCAUAUUUUGUCGACUUGCACAGCACUGGCUCUUUGAAGCAGACUUGGAUGUAAAUGGUAUUUGUUUUCUUUCACUUGCUUCAGACAUGCUGAGUUCAGCUUGUUUGGUGUGAUUUUUAAAAAAAAAAAGGAAAAAAAAGUGAAAGGCUCAACCAUCUGGUGUGUGGGGUGAGCCCUUAACAAGCACACUUGGUGUAUGUAAAGAAAUAAAUACUCUUUAGAUUCAGGCCCUGCUGUGAAGGAUGUUAUUGACAGCCUUCAGGUGUUAUGCCAAUCUCCUGACCCUCCACCACCCCUUAUAUCGGAAGUCCAGCUUGUUAAUGAUAAAUGAGGUGACGUGUUUUUGCACUUAACACAGUUGGACUCAUAUAUUGCAUCAAUACAGCGAGGUAAAUGCAAUGCACUUGACUGCAUCGAAAAACGACCUAUUUUAUGUAGUUCAUCAAUUUUUCAAGGCCUUUUCCUCUCUUUCUUGAACGCACAUGCAUAUAUAUACAGUGUGAGUAUUUAUAUGCACGCACAACCUUAAAAGCUGCAAAAGAAUAUACAAAAACAAUAAUUAUUAAGUUAUUGCUUUCCUUGUCGUCUUUCCCUGCUUGCCUUGUUUUCUCACAAACCCACCACCUUCUACAACUCUGUGACGUCCACCAAGACUCUAAACUGGCCUGCAUUUAGUUGUAAAAAUGUUUUCUUUAUGCCAGAUCUGGACCAUAUAACUUUCAGUUUGUCAAGGUCUAGAAGGUCCAUGAGCAGAACACAGUUCAGGCUGAAGCCAGCAACCACAUGCAGCUAAAAAUACCAGUUACCUUUGAGCUGCUUGGCAGGUGGUUAAAGCCUGUGUAACGUGUAUCCAGGCAGUUUUGGCUUCUAAAAAUCAAUAGCGACUGGUAGGUUUGUCUGUUUACCUUCCACUUUGGCAGGUAGAGCAAACAGCUUUACACCCUGCUUUGGUCCUUUGGAUGUUGCUGGUCAGUCUUUUAGCUAACAGUACUUUUUUAGUAGCUCCAAAAAAAAGUGGUUCAUGUAGCAUUGGUUCUGUCUCUUCCUGCUACCCAUUUCAGGCUAGAGGAACCAGACAAAGCCAGGAAUUUGAGGACAAAGGGCAUCCUUUUUUCUGUCAACUUGUUCACUAACUUUCUAUUAGGCAUUGUAAUGUUACUCUGCCAGUUUCUUUUGGAUAUAUCAUAUAAAUAUCGUAUAUAUACAGAAAUGCAAUAUAUACACCUUUUCAGGCUGAAUUAUGUUGACACAGUUUCAGCUUUUCUCUCAUUUGAAAUAACAUGCAGGUUUGUCUCUCAAAUUUCAGCCACUGUCUGUAGAAAUGUUGCUUGCAUUGAGAAAACCUAUUUCUUUGUGCGUUGCAGGUUUGCCACUUGCUACAAAAUGGGUUAUUGUUGUUUUUUUUUAAAUUUUUGUUUUUUUCUCCAAGUGAAAAUCAGUGACACUUUAAUUAGCACAGUCCACAAAUUUCUGCAUAAAGGGUUAAGAGUAGCAAUAACGUUUUUCUUCCCUGCUCAGGUCUCUGUGAGCAAGGCACCAGGUCGUGGCUCUACACCCUAACCUUUGACCAGGUAAUUUCCUUACUUGUGGUUACACAGUGCUCUUAAUCACAUGCAGAGGAACCAUGAGGAACAGGACCCAACCAUGCUCAAACAUGAAAAACGUCCUCUCUUGCCGCUGGUUUCUCUUGGGGGAAAUUUGCCUCAAGACAAAUUAUCUUUUGUCUGUGGUUGAUAAAUGUAUCUACUCUGUACUUUUCCAGCCACUUUAUCAAGUUACAAUUGAUCAGAUGCUUCUUUUUUUUUAUUGUCCCAGUUGACCAAGUCUUUUGUUUCCUCUCUUGCUCCUUUUGCCUGUCACCAAGGCAAAAACUAUGACUAAUGACCUGUUGUUUUCUGACCAGAGAGCAAAGGAUGUUGACACAGGAUUUUGUUUUCUCCGGAUACACCAGGUGUGCGGUCUUUUUCACUGCUAUCAUGUUAGUCAGAAAGUGUGUGGUUGUCUGGUGGUUAGAAAAAGAUGUGAUCCAUCGCUCACUUGUUCUUGACUGCAAAUCUCCCGAGCUCAGUCCCUGCAGGGUGUUUCCAGCUACAUGCCUUGAAAGUGUUUAAAGUUUUUGACCUUCAAGUGUACCUGAGAUACUUCAAAAGAAACCUGGCCCUUUUAUACACAGACUCUAAACCAUUUUCUGGAGCAGUCUACUCUUUCUAGACCUUCCCAGACCUUGGCUCUUACUCUGGUGUACCUGUAUGUUACAAUAUUGAAAAAUCUUCCGCAUGUGUUGCCUUCUAGCUGCUCCGUUCAACCCAGCCGCACUCCAGGCAACGUUUACCUCGUCUUACUCAGCUCUUACAUGCUAAAAAAAACAAACAAACAAAAAAAAAAACUUCCUUACCUGCCAUGACUUGGGUGGUAAAGAUUACAAUGUUGCAAACAGUAAUGACCUUGAUAAGCUUCAGAUGUCUCAUUUUCCAAAGGUGCAAGCGCAUCGCUAAAGUCUUUGUUAACACAGACGAGGAAGAUGUCGCCUCCUCUCCUGUCAUGUACUGAAUGGUUCUAGUUGUUGUCAAUACUGUUUCAGUACUCUCAUAGGUUACACGUGGAAGGAUUUAUUCCAAAAUGACACAUCCAUUAUAUGAAGGAAAAAUGUGAAUCCUAUGAUAUGCUCUAGCUUAAAUUCAAAUUGAGAUACUUAACUUUAAAUCCUUAUUUGACAAAGCGAAAACAGACUUGAGUCCUCUAUAUUUUUCAGAAACCAAUGAAGGAUUAUUUUCUUCUCCAAAUGGAUAUAUCAUGAUUUGGAAUAGAUUUUUUUUUUUUUGAUUUUUUUAUUUUUUAUUUUCAUCUACUAUAUCUUUAAGUGGUGGAUAGAAGUGACUCUUGCGGUUGGUAGAUUUGUAAGGUAUUUAGGCUGCUAGAUGAUGUUUCCAAAAGUUGAUCGCAAUGUUUUUCUUCUCUCUUUCUCAUAUGGGGUAGCACAACUCAACUUAGUGGCCUAUCUUUCAACCAAAUAGGGCUCUUGAUUUUAUUAUUUGAUGGUUUUUAAGCCUUUUUUCCCCUUUUUAAAUUGUUUUACAUUUAUAUGUGAUGUAAUUUUGAGUGCUAGAUUUAUUUGGCACUAAUUGGAUAAAAAGAAGGAUUCUUGUUUAAAUGUAUCCAUAAAGAUGCUUAAUGAUUUUAAAAUUGUGCUUUUUAAGCCUUUUUUCCCCUUUGUACUGUACUUUAAUACUUUUUUUUUGGAAAUAUGCAUAAUGUUAAUGUGAUGCUGUUUAUUUGAAUGCUAUUUUUUAAUAGUCCAAUAUGGGUUUGAUCAGAAGGCAAACUCUGAUUUUUAAUGUGUCAAGACUGCAGUUUUGUCUGGUUUAAUGCUAAUAUGAAUUAUGUACAUUGUAUUGAAGGUAAUGAUGAGGAGGUGGAGGAUAUGAUGACAUUGUAAUGUAUCUGAACUUCUGAAGCAUGUUUUGCAAACCCUUAUUGUACAGAUUAUGUAUUCAGUGUCAUGUUACUUGUCACUAUUGUUGCUUUCUGUGUCUGUUUCUUGUACAAGGCUUUGAAUUAAAAGCUCUUUAAAAAGCA